Adelges cooleyi (spruce gall adelgid) is the source of this 2891-nucleotide messenger RNA. RefSeq lists its product as uncharacterized. The coding region runs from base 1 to 2793 and encodes 930 amino acids. NCBI's taxonomy places the organism in Eukaryota, Metazoa, Arthropoda, Insecta, Hemiptera, Adelgidae. The transcript is spliced from 17 exons. Gene Ontology annotation, biological process: negative regulation of centriole replication; protein autoubiquitination. Gene Ontology annotation, molecular function: ubiquitin protein ligase binding; tumor necrosis factor receptor binding; zinc ion binding. Gene Ontology annotation, cellular component: peroxisome; aggresome. The record is from RefSeq and is a predicted model, not a curated record.
AUGUGCAACUGUUUAGUAAUUGCAAUUUUAACCGUGUUUGUCGUUACAAACCAACAAAAAGGAACUACAGUAGGAGCGCCACCGGUUUCUUUGUCAGCACCUCAAUGGGACCUGCUGUUCGGUGUGUACAAAGUACAAAACUGGAGGGAUUCGUGGUUUACCGCAAUCGCAGACGCAGACGGUUGGAUGGGUGUGCACGAACGUUUGCUUAGUCUGAGGGCUAGACCUGGGUCGCUGAAGAAGCUGCUCCUGAUUCCCCGGAUGAUGGGAUGCGAUUGCGGAGCAAAGCUGUAUUGGUUUCUCUCGUUGGCCGUCUACGUGGUCAAAGAGUGUGAGAGAUUUUCACAAGACAACGACGGCAGCCGAGUGGUCGCUGGUCUGGCAAGGGAUUGUUGGAACAGACUAGGAGACGGUGUCCGAAGAGGUUCGAACACCGUGUCGGAGGUGAUGGGCUCGUUGGGAUACACUCAUUACACUGUGGGCGACAACGUUGGUUCGGAUGAAUUUUACAAAAACGUCUCGAGGAUCCGAGGUUUCCUUUCCACCGUCUUAACAUCACAAGACAUUACGAAUUUUUGCGUCAAGCGGACGGACGAACUCACCGAUUGCUUGCAGGACUUUUUACAUUUUAACUGUGCACCAGAGUACCCGCCGUUUGAUAUCGAACAAUUAAUGACCGAGCACGAAACAGCGUACAGACACAUUUGCAGUUACUUGUUUUAUUUAAACAAAAUGGAUUCUUACGUCAGAUACGUAUUGGUUUUACAUGAAAUUGUUAACUGCAGAUGGGUGGAAGACUUAUCUGAUCAACUUGACUGCUUAAACAACACUGGUGAUACAAGAAAUGUUCGACAAUGCUUAGAACAGAGCUGUGAAACACACAAUGAACCAUUAACUGUUUUCUGUGCUACUUGCAAUCUAUCUAUUUGUCAUCGAUGUGCACUAUUUGAUAAUUCGUCUCAUAUUAGUCAUUCAUUUCGGCCAAUCGAGGAAAUUUAUAAUGAAACCCUGACAAAACUCGAAGAUGAGUGUGAUAAUCUGAAAGGCAAAGAAGAACUGAUUAAAAAGGAUAUUAAAGAAAUUGAUAAAAAUAUUAAAGAUGUACAGCAAGCCAAAGAUCAAAAAGUGCGUGAAAUUCGCACGGCAAUUGAAUGUAUGAUGAUGGAUUUAGAAAAAGAUCUUGAUACCAAACUUACAACUUUAUUACGCCAAAAAGGUCAUCUAGUCCACGAAGCUGAACAAAUUGAAGAGUUUUUACAUGACUGUGAUUUGGAAGUCUCUCAAAUGACAAUGUCUCAGCUAAUUAGUAAUGCUCCUAGGUUUAUGAGAACUGUUACUAUUAUGCAGCAAAAGCAAGCUCCAUUAUUAAUUCCUGUGUAUCCCGAGUUCCAUAGUGCCGUGACCCCUAAAUUUGAAGGAGGUACUUUGACUAUAAAAUCAUUUUCUGAAAAAAUAACUCAAUCUGAACCUAUCUAUUCAUUGCCUAUUGGAUGUAACGGUGUCAGUUGGAGACUCAAAGUAUAUCCUAAUGGGAACGGUAUUGUAAGAGAUAGAUAUUUAUCUGUAUUUUUGGAAUUAACUUCAGGUCCACCUGGUGUUUCUAGGUAUGAAUAUCGUAUUGAAAUGAUAAAUCAAUUGAAUAUAAAUGAUCCCUCCAAAAAUGUACUUAGAGAGUUUACUUCAAAUUUUGAGAUUGGUGAAUGUUGGGGAUACAACAGAUUUUUUAGACUAGAUUUAUUGGAAAAUGAAGGAUUCCUACAGCGAAACUCUUUAAUUUUAAAGUUUAGUGUAAGGCCACCAACAUAUUAUCAAAAAUGCAUUGAACAACAAUGGUAUUUAUCAAAAUUGGAACUUGAAAACUCUUUAUUAGUACAAAAAUGUGAUGAACUGAAACAGAAAGUACCAGCUAAAGUGAAACCUGUAAUUAAAGAGGUUUCAAGUCCUAAAAAGAAACUUAAAAUUAAAAUUCAAUCAUUACUUGAUGAGUUUGAAAGUGUUGAAGCGACUGGAAGUAUCGAUAAAAAUCCAAAUGAAGAUCAUGGAAGUCAAGGAGGGUCUUGUGGUAUUGAAAUUGCCUCUAACUCAGUAUUACCUCCCUUUUCGUUACAAAAUUUGUAUGACAGUGAACUUCCCAUUCGUUUCCAAGGUGAAACAGCGCAAUCAAUGUUCGAAAGACUCAGUAGACUUUUUCAAGAAAAUGAAAUUAUUCCAGAAAGACCAAUUAAUGUCGGUAGUAUCAAUAAUUCAUUGUUGAAUAACGUAGAACAGCCUAGUCAACCUGAUUUUAAUUUGGAUAAUCGUUUGCGUGUUUAUGGGGUUAACCAUUUUAACUCGCCGAAAAGAUUAAGAGUAGCUGAAAAUGCACAAAUGGUUAAUAAAAUUCAGUCUGAAAUAACGGAAGCUAGGUUUCGCUUAACAAAAUUGGAAAAUGCUAUGCUUAACAGUCAAACAAUUGCAGAAUCUUUUUCUGAACCGACUUCUUCUAUUCCGAACAAUUUGACAUUAGCAACAAAUUCAGUGGAAUUACUACAAUCAAAUUUGGAACAUGAUUUGAUGCAUGAAUUACAUGGUGCUACUAAUUCCAAUACAUUAUCCAUGGAAAAUGGUGAAACUGAAGAACAAGGUACAUCAGAAGACAGUUUUUUGAAAAACUUGACAAAAGGAUUAGAUGAAAUGCUUUGUUUAGAAGAUGUCUAUAAAGAUAAUUGGGAUAUUGCAGAAAGUUCAUCGAGCGAGAGUGAAUCGAGCCCGAGCGACGAACCAGUAGGCCCUGGUCAUUUGAGUCAAAAUUAAUAAUUUAUUCAAUAUAACUAUUUUUAAUUUUAACAUUUAUUAUCUAUAAAUGAUACAACAGUCCCAUACCAUUAUAGUCACAAAUUAUUUAUUAUCGA